AUGCACUUAUGGAUUUUUGUUGCUUUUUUUGCUAUAUCGAAUGCUCAAAGUAAUUUAACUGCAUUAACAUCAAUCAAAUCAUGUCCCAGUUCACAUUCAUUAUGUGGUGAGAGCAUUUGUUACGAUCCAGCUACACAAAACUGUACUGAGCUCGACAAAAUUGUUCUAUGUAUUGGUAUUUGCGGAAAUCAAUGUUACAAUCCAAAUACACACCAAUGUUUCAAUGGUACAGUAUUGAGUACUAUUAAUGAAUGGCCACAAGCUUUUCCAGCAGUUACGAUUUGUAAUUAUUCGCCAUUUCGUUAUGAUACAUUCAUUGGACCUUAUUUAAACUAUACAAAUUCACUCAAUCUAACAAAUACAACUGAUACAACUGCAUUUACAGAACAACAAGCACUCUAUGCUUAUGAUUAUCUUCAGUAUAAACUUAAUCGAAAUGAAUCUGUAAAUGAAUUUUACUAUCCACUUAGUUCAAUGCUUAUAAAAUGUGUUUAUAAUGGUGCUAAUUGUUCGGCUGCUGAUUUUGUUCAAUUUACAUCAUCCACCUAUGGUUUAUGUUAUACAUUCAAUGCACAAGCAUCUCACGUUAAUAAUGGUACAAUACAUUAUAAUAAUGAAAAUGGAUAUAGUGGAGAACUUGAAUUAGAUUUAUAUAUACAUAGUCAUCAAUAUGUUCCAUAUUUAACUGAUACUGUAAGUAUUGUAACUAUGGUUCAUGAUAAUACACAAUUACCUCUCAUUGAGAGAAUUGGUAUUCAAAUGGUACCAGGACGAAAGCAUAACUUAGAUUAUCGAAAGAAAACGAUCAGUUUUUUACCAGCACCUUAUACGACAUGUAGUACAAGUGUGACUCCCGAAAUGCAAGCUAUGUUUAAUCAAUUUUCAGGUGCAAAAUAUGCUUAUGGAUUAGAAAUAUGUUUUAAUAUUGCUGUGCAAACCUAUACGUAUGAUCAAUGUGGUUGUGUUAGUCCUUAUGAAUGGUCUUCUCGUUAUAUUAUUCCACAUGGUACUAAGAAUAUUAUUUAUGCCAAUCUAUGCAAUAUAUCCGAUCCCUGUUAUUCUAAUGCAGCCAAUAUAUUUCAAGGUUCACUCUCUAUAUCGGGCGAUUAUGCUCCAAACUGUGGUUUAGAAUGUAACCAAAAUGUAUUUGCACUUCAACUAUCUUCUGGAUUAGCUCCAAGUUCAUGGUAUAUGAAUAGUAUAAAAGAAUUUGUUGAAUCAUCUUCUAUUCCAUUACCUGCGAAUUGGUCGUCAACAUGGUCAACUGAGAUCCAAAAUAAUUAUGUUAGUCUUGACAUUGUAUGUGGAUCAACUCUUGUUGUAAGUUAUACACAACAAGCAACACUUGGCAGUGUUGAUGUUAUUUCUAAUAUUGGUGGUCAAACAGGUCUUUGGAUUGGUAUAAGUUUUCUUUCAUUAAUGGAAUUUGCUGAAAUGCUCUUUAGACUUAUUCGACAUCAAGUUUAUCUCAUUCGAGAAAAGAUACAUAGAACAAGAAGAAAGAUUUCUGAGACAAAAUUAUAA
Messenger RNA from Adineta steineri, 1524 nucleotides. The record is from the annotation of a GenBank genome assembly. Lineage: Eukaryota; Metazoa; Rotifera; Eurotatoria; Adinetida; Adinetidae.